This is a messenger RNA of Nannospalax galili (Upper Galilee mountains blind mole rat), 1467 nucleotides long. It is a transcript of the gene Sirt4, whose product is annotated as sirtuin 4. Bases 53 to 979 code for a protein of 308 amino acids. The transcript is spliced from 5 exons. The record is from RefSeq and is a predicted model, not a curated record. Lineage: Eukaryota; Metazoa; Chordata; Mammalia; Rodentia; Spalacidae. Gene Ontology annotation, molecular function: NAD-dependent protein lysine deacetylase activity; NAD+ binding.
CACAUGUGUCCGGAUAGUCCCGCUGUUGGACGUGAACUGUGAGAGAGUGAGAAUGAGUGGGUUGACUUUCAGGUCAACAAAAGGCCAUUGGAUCACGAGCCUCAGCCGGCAUGGAUCCACUGGGUUAUUUGUGCCACUAAGUCCUCCUUUGGACCCUGAGAAGAUAAGAGAGUUACAGUGCUUCAUCACCCUUUCCAAGAAACUCCUAGUGAUGACGGGGGCAGGAAUUUCCACCGAGUCAGGGAUUCCAGACUACCGGUCAGAAAGGGUGGGACUUUACGCCCGCACUGACCGAAGACCUAUUCAGCAUUGCGAUUUUGUUCGAAGUGCCCAAGUCCGCCAGCGGUACUGGGCCAGAAACUUCGUGGGAUGGCCUCAGUUCUCCUCCCACCAGCCCAACCCUGCACACUGGGCUUUGAGCAACUGGGAGAAACUUGGAAAGCUGCACUGGUUGGUGACUCAGAAUGUGGAUGCUUUGCACACCAAAGCAGGAAGUCAGCGUCUCACUGAACUACAUGGAUGUAUGCACAGGGUCCUGUGCCUGAAUUGUGGUGAGCAGACUCCCCGAGGGAUGCUGCAAAAACGCUUCCAAGUCCUGAACCCCAGCUGGAGUGCCGAGGCACAGGGCGUGGCCCCAGAUGGCGACGUGUUCCUCACAGAGGAACAGGUACAGAGCUUUCAGGUCCCAUCCUGUGCUCGCUGUGGAGGCCCUCUGAAACCAGAUGUCGUUUUCUUUGGGGACACAGUAAACCCUGACAAGGUUGACUUUGUACACAGGCGUGUGAAAGAAGCUGACUCCCUUCUAGUAGUGGGAUCUUCCCUGCAGGUGUACUCUGGUUACAGGUUCAUCCUUGCUGCCCAGGAGAAGAAGCUGCCGAUAGCCAUUCUGAACAUUGGGCCCACACGCUCAGAUGACUUGGCCUGCCUGAAACUGAAUUCCCGUUGUGGAGAGUUACUGCCCUUAAUAGACCCUCAUUGAUCACAAUCUGAUGUUCACGAGCCAGAAACUGACUUUCCCUUGAAUCUUGCUACUAGAGAUCUUUAUAAGGAUUCAUAUUUCCCCUCAAACUAAUUGAAGCUUACUGAUUGCAUCCUGUAGAGGGCAGCAAACCUUCCUCUAUCUGCCAGGCCAACCCAGCUGUGUCCAGAGGCAAAGGUCAAAGUCUUCAGGUUGAUGAGACCCAAACAAGACUUUUUCAAAGAAACAGCUGCUCUUGAUGGCAGAACUAUGUUCCUUUCCUUUCUCUAUCAUCUGGCAGAAACAGCAGACUGGGAAGUGUGCAAGCCAAAGUGGUCUCUGGGGUGCUAGCCUGGGGUCUCACUAAUUCAGGGAACACUAAGGAAGUGACUUCGUUUGUAAUUCCAAAGGUUGUGUCAUUAACUGAAGCACUUUGAUACUUUUGAUGAAACGAGCAAUGGCAUAAAUGAAUUUUUAUUAACCAAGAAUAAAUAACAUUUAAUAGCAUA